AUGCCACAAUCCUCCUGCCUCUGCACCCACACCGCCAUAUCCUACGCCCCCACCCCCCUCCUAAAAUUCCGCUGCCACUGCCUCGACGAACGGAAACUAACCGGCGCAGCCUUCGCCCUGAACAUUCUGUACCCAGACACCUCCCUCACGGUCCUCCGGGGCGAACUAAAAACAUGGGCGAAGAGGGUGGAUAGUGGGAAUGAGAUGGUGAAUCAUAUGUGCGCGACCUGUGGCUCACUACUGUAUCGGUCGUCGAGCGGGUAUCCCGGGACGAUUGUGAUUAAGGCGGGGUGUGUGGAUGGGGUGGAUGCCGCCGAGGAGUUUGUGCCGGAUGUGGAGUUGUUUACGAGGUCGAGGGUGUCGUGGGUGAAGCCUGUGGAGGGGGCGAAGCAGGAGGUUGCUGAUUUUACGAGUUGA
Messenger RNA from Glarea lozoyensis ATCC 20868, 417 nucleotides. RefSeq names its product Mss4-like protein. Lineage: Eukaryota; Fungi; Ascomycota; Leotiomycetes; Helotiales; Helotiaceae. The coding region runs from base 1 to 417 and encodes 138 amino acids. Gene Ontology annotation, molecular function: carbon-sulfur lyase activity. The transcript is spliced from 2 exons. The record is from RefSeq and is a predicted model, not a curated record.